This is a messenger RNA of Penicillium paradoxum, 3510 nucleotides long. RefSeq names its product involucrin repeat protein. The record is from RefSeq and is a predicted model, not a curated record. Lineage: Eukaryota; Fungi; Ascomycota; Eurotiomycetes; Eurotiales; Aspergillaceae. Bases 1 to 3510 code for a protein of 1169 amino acids. The transcript has 2 exons.
AUGAACAUCAGUAUGCGUUCCAGUCAGUCCUCCUAUGGAGACCCGCGAUACAUGCCGAGCAUGACCGCCUCCGAUGCUCCAGCUCCGGUGCCGCCGCUUGGAAAGACUCUCGUGGAUGGAUAUCGGGACUCUCUAGACCCCCAGCACGAUGAUCGGUCGCGAUACAACCCAGUGAGUAGCGGCGCAACACAUCAAGUCCGAUCCCGGCUAAUGACGUUUGGUUUCUGGCAGCUCAACUCGACUCAUCCGCGAAGCUCGGCGCUCCUGAAUGCCAACGACCCUGUGGCUAUGUACCUGUUGACCGAGACCGCCAUAGGAGAUAGCACGAACUACGAAGUCUUGUCCCUUGAGGAAGUGGAAGACCUAAAGAAGGAAAUCUCGUUGCUAUCCACUCGCAUCGAAGGCACAAAGCGGAAAUUGGCGUUGGAAACGAAGUUGCGCGAUGCAGCACAAUCUCUCGGCAGGCUCUACAGCCCGCCCAGCCCGCGAAACAGCGGCGAAUUCGCUGCCAAUGGCGGUUCAAACCCGAACCGCCGGAGUCGGGGGAUUUUUGGUCGCAUCGGGACUUCGGAGGCCCUCGACAAGAGCGAUUCCGAGCUUGCUGUCAGUCAGCGACGGUGUGAGGAGUUGGCGCAGGAGCUUUGGAGAUUGGAGAAGAGAUCUCAGAAAAUUAACCAGCGUUUGCUGGAGCAUACCGCAGGUGUACUGCAGAUGACACACAGGGGUCUGAAGAAAGGCCCCAAGAAUCCUGCUCCACGUGCCGAGGACGGCAUUGACGACGAUCACAAAUUCGACGAUCGCAGCCUCUACCGGACCACCGAACAUUUAGAAAAUUUUGGCGUGCACGGGAGGAUCGAGAAUAACGCGGCUGUUGCAAUGAAUUCCGAGGCGAUGCAAGCCACAGAGAGACGAUUGGAGGAAUUGAGUGCACGCAUGCAUGACAUGUUGGUACGAUCAAAUCCCGGUGGUUUCAUCGAUCCCCCUCCGCAACUAUAUGGAGGCGGAGGACCAGUCAAUCCCACUGCAACAGUCGAGGCACAUUUAGCCUACCUCACGAAUGGCCUGGAUCACAUUGCUCUGCCCACCGCAGACGCCCCCGCUGCCGUGCGCGCUCUUGAAGUUAACCCUGAGAUUAGCCCUGAGGCCGAGGGCGCCUGGAAACAUCAACUCACCGAAAUCAAUAAUCGAGUGCAGGCCAUCGUUGAUCGGUUCGGCUUAACCCGUUCGCCAGGUUUGCCCCCGCCCCCUGAUGCAUCCCAUGGCGAGGGGUUGGAGGAACAACUCUCUUACCUUCAAGCCGGUGUAGAUGGCCUGGACGCCCGAGUGGAUGGAGUACUCGAACAAAAGAGUAUUCUGACCACGCAGAUCCAGCAGCAACGCGAGCUUAACUCCAAGUCGGAUGCUGAACGUGAUGCUCAUAUUGGUGAUCUCACGGAACAGUUGACCCACGUUCGCAGAGAUCUCGAAGUAUCUGAGCGUGAAAGCAACGCCAACCGCGACGAGCUGACUCUUGUUAAUGAACAGCUCAAUGCAAUGCGUAAAAAUGGCUCUUCUCAGGAAGGAACCAAGGCUGCUCUGGUUCAGACCGAGGGCGAGGUCGCGCGCUUGCAGAGUGUAAUCACCUCGUUGCACAGUGAAGCGGAUGCUAGAAUCAAUGAAGUCAGCGAAGCCCGGGAUGCCCAGGAUGAAGCGGAGGCUGAGGUCAAGCGCCUGCAACACUACAUUGAUACCAUUGAGAGAGAUAACGAAACCAGAGUCGUGGAAGUUAGUGAUGCUCGUGAUCGGGCAGAAGGCGAGGUCAAACGCCUACAGAUCGCGAUUGAAUCGUUACAAAAUAACGCUGAUGCCAAGGGCGAGGAAGCCAGGGAGGCCCACGAACGCGCGGAAGAAGAGGUCAAGCGUCUACAGCACUACAUCGAUACCGUCGAGCGAGAUAAUGACGCCAGAGCUGCGGAAGCUAGUGCUGUCCGUGACCGCGCAGAAGACGAGGUUAAGCGUCUGCAUGUCAUUAUUGAAACCAUGCAAGAUGAGUCUGAGGCCAAGGCCGAAGAGACCAGGGAAGCCCGCGACCGAGCAGAAGACGAAGUUAAGCGUCUCCAGGUCAUCCUUGCAUCCACACAGAACGACUCCCAGGCUAAGGCAGAAGAGGCCAAGGAAGCCCGCGAUCGCGCAGAAGACGAAGUUAAGCGUCUGCAAGCAAUUAUUGAAUCAACGCAAAACGACUCUGAGGCUAAGGCUGAAGAGGCCAGGGAGGCCCGCGACCGAGCAGAAGACGAACUUAAGCAUCUGCAGGUCAUCCUUGCAUCCACGCAGAAUGACUCCCAGGCUAAGGCCGAAGAGGCCAAGGAAGCCCGCGACCGAGCAGAAGACGAGGUUAAGCGUCUCCAGGUCAUCCUUGCAUCCACGCAGAACGACUCCCAGGCUAAGGCCGAAGAGGCCAAGGAAGCCCGCGACCGCGCAGAAGGCGAAGUUAAGCGUCUGCAAGCCAUUAUUGAAUCAACGCAGAACGACUCUGAGGCUAAGGCUGAAGAGGCCAGGGAGGCUCGCGACCGAGCAGAAGACGAAGUCAAGCGUCUGCAUAUCGCCUUUGAAGCUUUGCAAAACGACAACGACACCAGAAGCCAAGACAUCAAGGGAGCCAAGGAGCGUGCAGAGCACGAGGUUCAACGCUUGCAGGACAUAAUUGUGACGCUGCAAAAUGACAGCGAUUCCAGGUCCGAGGAAGUCAGGGGUGCUCGGGACCGCGCAGAGCAAGAAGUGGCCCAACUGGAAGCCGCAAUCCAGCAGAUUCGCAUCCAAUCCGAUGCCCGUAUUCAAGAAGCAGAUCAGGAACGCGCACAGUCAGAUCAAAAUGCCACUCGCCUUCAGAACGAGAUGACCGAGCUUGAAGGCGAGAUUGUGCGGGUCACAACGGAACUGACAAUGGUCAAGGCAGAACUGGACGGUGCCUAUGGUACCCGAGCUGAACGCGCAGCAGAAGUAGCUACCAAUCCUAGUGUCCAAAGGGAGAAUGAUGCUUUGGUUACUCGGAACAUCGAACUUACUGAGGAGCUUGCGGUACUAAAAAGCCAGCGGGGAGGUGGCGAUCUUCAGCAGCGGGCGGAUACUCUUGAGAGAGAACUCCGGGAGACCAUCGAUGACUACGAGGCCAUGACGAAAGCCAGUAUCGAGUUUGAGAAGGAACGUGAACAGUUCGAAAGUUUCAUCGACAGUCUUCGGGAUCGUAUCGAGCAACUGGAGACACAACUGGCAGAAGAACGUAUCAGUUGGAUGAACUUGAGUAGUCCCACCUCCGUGGGCCGCGAUGGAACUUCUGAGACAACUUCUACCAUGGUGCUUAAGAAUGAGUUUAAGAAAAUGAUGCGUGACACACGCAAUGAGAACAUGAAGAUACUGAGAGCCGAACAAGAAGAACGUCGCAGGCUUGAAGGAUUGCUGCGAACCCUAAAAAAGGAGCACGCCCAGAUGACUGGCAAGGCAAUGGCCAGCCCAGCUGGCACUCCAUUAUGA